Drosophila guanche is the source of this 1301-nucleotide messenger RNA. It is a transcript of the gene Gr59f, whose product is annotated as putative gustatory receptor 59f. NCBI's taxonomy places the organism in Eukaryota, Metazoa, Arthropoda, Insecta, Diptera, Drosophilidae. Gene Ontology annotation, biological process: sensory perception of taste. The coding region runs from base 1 to 1206 and encodes 401 amino acids. The record is from RefSeq and is a predicted model, not a curated record. The transcript has 4 exons. Gene Ontology annotation, cellular component: membrane.
AUGUGGAAGCCAAAGAAAGUGCCUCGCAACAGUCCAAAAGCCUUGCCAAGAGGUCAUCCGGCGCUUCAGCAGGGACAUGAUGUGAACUCCAAGCAGCUCUACAAAGGCUUGCAUUGGCUACUUUGGAUCUCUGUGCUGGCCAACACCGCGCCCAUUGCUGUGCUGCCUGGUCGCGAGGGCAGAGUCUACCGUCAUCUUCAUAUCUGUUGGAUGAUUGUGUGCUACGGCUGGUUCUGUCAGGCCUCCUAUUGGGAACUCGUUCUCAACACCCUGAAAAAGGUUUCCCUGGAUUGCUAUUUGAAUGCGGUGGAAUCGGCCAUCUACGUGGUGCACAUUGGCUCAAUCUUGGUCCUUACAUUUCAAUGGAGACACAGGAUACCCGCCGUGCUUGAUGGCAUCGUGAAGUCGGAUCUGGAGAGGGGAUAUACGAUUAAGUGCCAGCAGAUCAAACGAUUUUUGCGGCUACAGCUGUCGCUGGUCUUGGUGUUGGCCUGCUCAGCGUUUGUCAUUGAUAUUUGCAGCCAGAGAUUUGUUGUCCUCAAGGCAGUACUGAGCAUCAACAGCUAUGUGAUGCCCAACAUCAUCAGCAGCCUCUCCUUUAUCCAGUACUAUGUCCUGUUGCAGGGCAUCGCUUGGCGCCAGGCCGCCGUCACCGGCUCGCUGCAACGGGAGCUCCAGCAGUUCCCACGUCGGUGGGAGGUACACAAACUUCGCUUGCAACACACUGAAUUGACGCGCUUCACCAAGCUGGUGAACACAGCAUACCAAUAUUCCAUUGUCUUGCUGGUGAUUGGCUGCUUCUUCAACUUUAACCUGAAUCUGUUCCUUGUGUACAAGGGCAUUGACGUUCCGGAGAUGACGGACUCGAUCAGGUGGCUCUACCAGGUGUUGUGGCUGGCCAUGCAUAUGGGCAAGGUGCACAGCAUUCUCUACUUCAACCACAAAGUGCAGCAGGAGCAAUCCAACUGCUUGGCCCUGUUGAAUCGCGUGCAGUGUGUGGAUCCCGAUCUUCUGGAGACCCUUAACCACUUUAUCCUUCAAUUGCAAACAAAUGUGCGACAGCAUGUGGUCUGCGGCGUCAUUGUACUGGAUCUCAAAUACCUUUCGGCUCUUCUGGUGGCCUGUGCAAACUUUUUUAUAUUUCUUCUGCAAUACGAUGUCACCUACGAAGCCCUGUCCAGGCAAGGCAAUUCUUCAAAAACGUAGAAUCUCAGUUCCGGCGAAACAUAAUUUCCCUGGCCAUAAUUUGAAAAAUUCAAUAUAAUAGGAAUAAGAAUAAGCAAGUACCCUUGGAGGGAAGG